CACAAAGUAGUCUCGCGGCAACAGUACAAUCGUGCAGGUGAACAAGUAGCUACUCUACCAAGAUCAAGCACCCAAGCCCAAAAGCCGGUUUUAGUUGAAAUUAAAAACUAAAUAUUUAAAAAAAAAUAAAUUAAAUAAAAUGCGCUUGGGAACGACAGUACCAAAUUUUAAAUGCGACUCAACCAAGGGACCCAUCCAAUUCUACGAUUGGCAAGGAGACUCUUGGGUUGUGUUGUUUUCCCAUCCUGCUGAUUUUACACCAGUCUGCACCACUGAGUUGGGUCGCAUUGCCGUUCAUGCCCCCGAAUUCGCCAAACGUAAUACAAAAUGUUUGGCCCAUUCGGUGGAUCAGUUGAAAUCCCAUGUCGAUUGGGUUAACGAUAUCAAAUCGUAUUGCUUGGACAUUCCCGGAGAAUUCCCCUAUCCCAUUAUUGCUGAUCCCACUAGAGAAUUGGCUGUGCAAUUCGGCAUGUUGGAUGAGGAUCAACGCAAAGAUCCAGAAAUUGGCAAAACCAUUCGGGCUCUAUUUAUUAUUAGUCCUGAUCAUAAGGUGCGCUUGUCGAUGUUCUAUCCAAUGACAAUGGGACGCAAUGUUGAUGAAAUCUUGCGUUGCAUUGAUUCUCUACAACUAACUGAUCGCCUUAAGGUUGUGGCCACUCCAGCAAAUUGGACGCCUGGCACUAAGGUCAUGAUUAUACCUUCUGUUACUGAUGCUGAGGCUGAAAAGUUAUUCCCCAAGGGCUUUGAUAAGGUCACUAUGCCUUCAGGUGUGAACUAUGUAAGAACAACCGAAAACUAUUAAGGCAUUCUCGAUCAUAGUUUGUUAUCUAUAUAUUUGUAUUUUAUAUAAAAAAAUUGUUUAUAUUUAUUUGCAAUAAAUUAACAAUAUUUUUUAUUAAAAAAAAGAAA
This is a messenger RNA of Stomoxys calcitrans (stable fly), 909 nucleotides long. Its product is annotated as peroxiredoxin-6. Bases 140 to 802 code for a protein of 220 amino acids. The transcript has 4 exons. Gene Ontology annotation, cellular component: cytosol; mitochondrion. Gene Ontology annotation, molecular function: peroxiredoxin activity. Gene Ontology annotation, biological process: cellular oxidant detoxification; cell redox homeostasis. NCBI's taxonomy places the organism in Eukaryota, Metazoa, Arthropoda, Insecta, Diptera, Muscidae. The record is from RefSeq and is a predicted model, not a curated record.